This is a messenger RNA of Westerdykella ornata, 2679 nucleotides long. Its product is annotated as phosphatidylinositol 3-kinase. Bases 1 to 2679 code for a protein of 892 amino acids. The record is from RefSeq and is a predicted model, not a curated record. NCBI's taxonomy places the organism in Eukaryota, Fungi, Ascomycota, Dothideomycetes, Pleosporales, Sporormiaceae. The transcript has 3 exons. Gene Ontology annotation, cellular component: membrane; phosphatidylinositol 3-kinase complex, class III, type II; phosphatidylinositol 3-kinase complex, class III, type I. Gene Ontology annotation, biological process: endocytosis; phosphatidylinositol-mediated signaling; phosphatidylinositol-3-phosphate biosynthetic process. Gene Ontology annotation, molecular function: 1-phosphatidylinositol-3-kinase activity.
AUGGAAGCCUUCUCCUUUGCCACCUCUACCGCCCUGACCCAGCUCUCCGUCCAUGUCCGCAUAGACCGUAUAGAAGGCAACCAGAAGGCGAUUCCGUACUCUGUACUUCUCAAGCGCCCAGACCUGAGGCAUCGCGUAUCCAACAUCAAUCCGCAUUCCGAACUCUACGUCACGGCCCAAAUAUGGGCUGACAGCAAGCCUCUGACUGUGCCGGUUCAGACCUCCUAUACGACCUUCAAGAACGCUCGCACAUGGAACGAGUGGCUAUCCCUCCCCAUAACGUAUGCCAACCUUCCGUCGUCAGCUCAACUCGCCAUCACAGUCUGGGACCUGUCCCUUGCAGAGGACACCGAGUCAAAUCUGCACGCUGUUCCUUUUGGGGGAACUACCGUUCCACUCUUCGACAAAGACAACACGCUGCAGAACGGCAGGCAGCGAUGCCGCCUACACCGCUUCAAGGCCGCUGACGGUCUCUCUUCGACCACCACGCCCUGGGUAAUACCGCCAGCGAGAAGGAGCCGGAAUGACAAUGUAAAGGAAGAUUUGAUUGACGAGCAAAUUCUGGAGAUGCAAAGGCUGGAAGAGCUUCUCAAGAAGCAGGAGAUGGGCGAAAUCCCCGAGAACCGUUGGUUGGAUGGUCUUCUGUUCAAGAAAAUGAUGAAGAUACGAAGUGAUGCGCUGAAUGCCGAAGCUGCUGCAAAUGCACGUCUGAACAAGGCCAACAUGAACGGCGAUUCCCAAGAAGAGGAGCUGUUCUAUCUCGAUAUUGAGUUACCCCGCUUCGAUCAUGCCGUCGUCUUUACGGACGUCGAGUACCCCCCACCGCCUGUUUCCAGCUUCAAGGUCUCAUCAGAUUCUGAGAUUCGCCUGAGACCUCCGCCGGAAGUCUCCUUUGGUCCAGGUAUCAACGUGGAUGCGGAUGGCUAUGGAGACGCCCACGCUGGCCGCUUGAUCCGCAUAUACGAUCCCGAAACGGGCCGGUCGGAUAACCCGGCCGAAAGCAAGCACCGCAGGUUGAUGCGCAGCCAGCAAACGGACGCCCUUGACCGUGACCGGAAACCCGAUGUUGACACACGGGACAAGAUCAACAAGAUCCUCACAUAUGGGCCUCUGCAUGGUCUCAAUGCGGAUGAGCGCGAUAUCAUUUGGAAGUUCAGAUAUUAUCUUCUCCGAGACAAGAGAGCUCUAACCAAGUUCGUCAAGUCUGUGGGCUGGAAUGACCCGAUGGAGGUACGGCAGGCCGCUCCUCUGCUUGAACGGUGGGCAGAGGUGGAGAUUGAUGAUGCGCUCGAACUCCUAGGCAGAGAUUUCAACCAUCCUAUUGUUCGCGGCUAUGCUGUGGAGCGCCUGAAGAAGGCCGAAGAUGACGAGCUUUUGCUCUACCUUCUCCAACUCGUUCAAGCGUUGAAGUAUGAAGCCGCUGGCGAAGGCGAUGACUCGUCGCUUGCUCGCUUCCUGAUCAGUCGCGCAACUAACAGCUUCCUUUUGGGGAAUUAUUUCCAUUGGUACCUGAUGGUUGAGAUCAGCGACACAAGUAGCGACCAAGCUCCCGAGCAUCGCGAUCUCUUUGCGAAGGUAGAGUAUGAUUUCAUGAUCGAGCUUGAGAAGACUCCUCUGGGGAAGGAAACUCGAAACACGCUCAAGAGGCAAGGCGAGCUAGUCACCAUAUUAGCCAAAAUCUCGAAAGACGUGCGCUUCGACCGUGGGAACCGUCCACAAAAGAUCGGACGUCUCAAGAAGCUUCUUUCAGACCCGAAGAACGAGCUCACCAACUUCGAGCCCUUGCCUCUUCCGCUGGAUCCGUCAGUCACAGUAGUAGGCAUCCACCCUGAUGACUGUAAUGUAUUGAAGUCGUCGCUGUUCCCCAUGAUCAUCAAUUUCAAGACUUCCAAUAACACGAAAUAUCCGAUCAUCUUCAAGACCGGUGAUGACCUGCGACAAGAUCAGUUGGUCAUCCAGAUCAUCACCCUGAUGGAUCGACUUCUACGAAAAGAAAACCUUGACCUCAAGCUCACUCCCUAUCGCAUCCUCGCAACCUCAACGUCUGCCGGAGCAUUCCAGUUCAUCCCGAGCAUGUCUCUGGCGGCUGCCAUCGCCAAACACAAAGGCUCCUUGCUCGCCUACUUGCAUGCUAACAAUCCAGAUGACAGUGCGCCACUCGGUGUCCGCAAAGAAGCCAUGGACACGUACAUCAAGUCAUGCGCGGGUUACUGCGUCAUCACCUAUUUGCUUGGAGUCGGCGAUCGACAUCUUGACAAUCUCCUCAUUUCGCCGUCAGGUCACUUCUUCCACGUUGACUUUGGCUACAUCUUGGGACGAGAUCCCAAGCCCUUCGCUCCACCCAUCAAGCUGUCCCGAGAGAUGAUAGACGGGAUGGGAGGCGCACAGCACCCGAACUAUGCGCAGUUCAAGGAGUAUGCAUUUACGGCAUUCACAACUCUCCGGAAGAGCAGCUCGCUGUUGCUGAAUCUGUUUGCCCUGAUGCAGGAGGCCAACAUCCCGGAUAUCAUGAUUGAGCGGGAGGGUAGUGUUAGAAAAGUUCAGGAGAGAAUGUGGUUGGAUAAGACGGAGGAAGUCGCUGUGCGGGAUUUCGGGGCGCUGGUAGAGGAGAGCGUGCAGAGCUAUACGGCCGUGGUGAUUGACCGCGUCCAUGACUUUAUGCAGUUUCUGAAGAAGUGA